This is a messenger RNA of Periophthalmus magnuspinnatus, 4422 nucleotides long. Its product is annotated as G/T mismatch-specific thymine DNA glycosylase-like. Gene Ontology annotation, molecular function: mismatch base pair DNA N-glycosylase activity. Gene Ontology annotation, cellular component: nucleus. NCBI's taxonomy places the organism in Eukaryota, Metazoa, Chordata, Actinopteri, Gobiiformes, Gobiidae. The record is from RefSeq and is a predicted model, not a curated record. Bases 123 to 1550 code for a protein of 475 amino acids. Gene Ontology annotation, biological process: base-excision repair, AP site formation. The transcript is spliced from 11 exons.
AGAGUUGAGUCUGUCAUGUUUCUUUGUUGUCGCUUUGAGCUGCGAAAAUAAAUGGAAUAUUAAACAAAUUUUUACACGUGUAUCCUCCGCGUUUUCACCCACUACCUGCAGUCUGAGCCGCCAUGGAAGACAGGUCUCCAGCCGCGAUGCCUGUGUCUCCAGACUACAUCCAGCAGUGGAUCCAUCAGACACAGCAGUUCCACGCUCUGCAGGCUCAGUACUCCGGAUACCACCAGCACUACUCCUACCCCCCCACCGAGGGUGCUAUGGUCGGACCUCAGAGCCCCAUGGAACAGAUGCAGCCUCCUCCUCCUCUACCUCCUCUUCAUCCUCAGAACCACCAGAACCCACCACCUCAGGACCAGCAGGGGGUAGCAGACCUCGGCAAACCUCCUCCAAAGAAGCGCGGCCGCCCGGCUCACCCCAAAGAGCCCAAACCUCCAAAAGAGCCCAAACCUCCAAAAGAGCCCAAACCUCCAAAAGAGCCCAAACCUCCAAAAGAGCCCAAACCUCCAAAGGCUCCCAAAGAUCCGAAUGCUCCCAAGGCCAAACCAGGACCCAAACCGAAGAAGGCCAAGCUCACGGAGGAGGCCGGAGCAGAAGGGAACCCCGAGGACGAGAGCCCCAAGAAGGUGAAGAGGAAAGUAGACCGAUUUAAAGGCAUGUCCGAAGAGGAGGUGAUGAAGAAGACACUGCCUGAUUUGCUCGACUACAACCUGGACUACGUCAUUAUUGGCAUAAACCCGGGGCUCAUGGCUGCUUACAUCGGGCGCUGGUUUCCUGGGCCUGGAAAUCACUUUUGGAAGUGCCUGUUCCUGUCGGGCUUCACAGAGGAGCAGUUGAACCACAUGCACGACACAGUUCUGCCUCAGAAAUACAAGAUGGGCUUCACCAACAUGGUGGCCCGAGCCACGCCAGGAAGCAAGGACCUCAGCAGUAAAGAGCUUCGAGAAGGAGGCAAAAUCCUGGUGGAGAAACUGAAGAAGUUUAAGCCUCUGAUCGCUGUCUUCAAUGGGAAAUGUAUCUAUGAGAUGUUUUGUCGGGAACUUUUUGGGAAAAAACCUAAAACUCUGGAGUUUGGACUUCAGCCGCACAAGAUCCCAGAGUGUGACGUGGCACUGUACCUGAUGCCCUCCUCCAGUGCGCGCUGUGCUCAGUUCCCCAGGGCUCAGGAUAAGGUUCAUUUCUACAUUAAACUGCGUGAGCUCAGAGACAAACUGAAGGGGGAGCUGAAGAGCAGGGACGUGGAGGAGGUUCAGUACUCGUUCGACCUGCAUCUUGCCAAAGAGGAUGCUAAGCGAAUGGCCAUCAAAGAGGAGCAGUACGACCCCGGCUAUGAGGAUGCGUACGGAGGAGCCUAUACCGAGGGAGGAGGAGGAGAGGGGAGGAGCAAUGGACACUGCACCUUUAGCAACAAUAAUACAGAGCCGUCGGCAGCUUCGUCGUCUCAGCCGCCUGCAGCUGCGCAGUCUCCAGACGGCCAGUGGAUGAAUCAAACCUUCACUGACCAGAUCCCCCAGAUCAGUGCUCCUCCAGGGGGUUCUGUGUGACUCUCACAUCAGUGCUCCAGCUAUAGCCUGUAUAUAUCUCUGGACAUGGCUAACCUGCAUUCCAAACAGGAAGUGAGCAUGAGUGCAAUUCAGCUCCAUUGAUUCUGGCUCCAAUUCACUUUCAUUUGAAAAACUCUGGCCUCUCUCUGUAACUGCUGCAGUCAGGCUCGUCAUUCUGACCUUAAAUGUUGGUUUUAACUGGCUCUACAUUUUUAUUUCACUAUUUUAUUCCCAAAUCAAGAUCUGAACAUUAAUAACAGACAACUCAUGCACCUUCUUUCCCCGAAGUUGCUAGCGUUAGCAACAGGUUUAUUUUACAGGCAGGAAGGGGUUUUACCCUUCUUCUUUGUUGCUCAAAUUAGCUGCUAUAACUGCUAGCCUCAAUGUACUUCAUUUGGAACUGAAUGCUAUGGGUGAUGUCACAUUCAGUCAGUCCACUUCUUUAUACAAGCUAUGGCUCCACCAGGGGGCGCUGUGUGACCUGCAGGGCAGCAGGCUGACGUGAGACCACCACUCACCACCCGGGGGCGCUGCAUCAGGACUAAUCCUCAGACGCAGGGACAGACCUGGCUCACACUGGACACUGUUACAGACACCAUCUUAGUUUUAUCAUUAUACUGACUAUGGUAAACUUCCAUAAUGGCUUUAUUGCACGUUUUAUUUUAUGACCGAGUAACCAGGUGUGAUAUUGACAAAAGAAAUCUCCAGAAAACAGUCUAAACUGUACUAAACUGUGCCUGUAAAUGUUUGUGUGUGUGUGUGUGUGUGUAUAUAUAUAUACACACACACACACACACACACACACACACACACACACACACACACACACACAGGGGCAAAAGUAUUUAGUCAGCCACCAAUUCUGCAAGUUCUCCCACUUAAAAAGAUGAGAGCCUGUAUUUUUCAUCAUAGGUACACUUCAACUAUGAGAGACAGAAGGAAAAAAAAAUCCAGAAAAAUCAUUUUCUGAAUUUUUAAAGAAUUUAUUUGCAAAUUAUGGUGGAAAAUAAGUAUUUGGUCAAUAACACCAAAUUAAUCUCAAUACUUGGUGACAUACCCUUUGUUGGCAAUGCCAGAGGUCAAAUGUGUUCUGUAAGUCUCCACAAGGUUUUCACACACUGUUGCUGGUUUGACCCAUUCCUCCUGCAGAUCCUCUAGAGCAGUGAUGUUUUGGGGCUGUCGCUGGGCAACACGGACUUUCAACUCCCUCCAAAGAUUUUCUAUGGGGUUGAGAUCUGGAGAUUGGCUAGGCCAUGCCACGAUCUUGAAAUGAAGCCACUCCUUCAUUGCCUGGGCGGUGGGAUCAUUGUCAUGCUGAAAGACCGAGCCAUGUUUCAUCUUCAGUGCCCUUGCUGAUGGAAGGAGGUUUUCACUCAAAAUCUCACGAUACAUGGCAAAAUUCAUUCUUUCCUUUACACGGAUGAGUCGUCCUGGUCCCUUUGCAGAAAAACAGCAUGAUGUUUCCACCCCAUGGUGUUCUUUAGAUGCAACUCAGCAUCCUUUCUCCUCCAAACAUGACAUUUUGAGUUUUUACCAAAAAGUUCUAUUUUGGUUUCACUUUACCAUAUUACAUUCUCCCAGUCCUCUUCUGGAUCAUCCAAAUGCUCUAACAAACUUCUGGACAUGUACUGGCUUAAGCAGGGGGACACGUCUGGCACAGGAUUUGAGUCCCUGGCGGCGUAGUGUGUUGUUUCUGGUGUCGUUUAACAGCUCUUUGGUCUUGGCCAUAGUGGAGUUUGGAGUCUGACUGUUUGAGGUUGUGGACAGGUGUCUUUUAUACUGAUGACGAGUUCAAACAGGUGCCAUUAAUACAGGUAACAAGUGGAGGACAGAGGAGCCUCUUAAAGAAGAAGUUACAGGUCUGUGAGAGCCAGAAAUCUUGCUUGUAUGUAGGUGUCCAAAUAUUGUUUUCACCGAGGAAUUUAACAAUCAGUGCUGUCUCUCAUAGUUGAAGUGAACCUAUGAUGAAAUUUUUUAAGUGGGAGAACUUGCACAAUACAUACACACACACACACACACACACAUCGUUCACCUCUGACGGCAAGAUGUCACAAAUACAAAGAUAUUUACAGUUUUAAUCCUGUUACACAUAUUUGAACACUGCUUGAAAGGGCCAUACUACACUAUUAUAUCUACUAUCUAUGUUCUAAUGUAGUUUCCUCAUCACAAACAUUCCUGGAGUUGUGUUUUGUUUCAUUCACGUGUUUAACACACAAACCCUGCAUAUUUAGGCUGUGUUCUUCUCUCAAAGUGAAAACACUCUAUUCCAUCUUGUCAUGUGGUAAUACAGAAAGUGCUUCGCUGCGUUUUUAAACUCCACACACUUUCACUAGAAUCAUUUGGAUGAUUUCAGCCCUGGAAUUGCCAAUCUCUACUGAACUAAAAGUAAAAAGAGUGAAAGCUACCACUUCAUGACAUGACAAGGUGGAACAAAGCAUUUUGACCUUUAAAGAUGUAGACGGGGUCACUGAAAACGUGUGAAUGAAACAAAACACAACUCCAGGUAUGUUUUAGAGGAAGGAACAAUAUAACAUGGCUUAAAGCUCACAAGAAUCAGUUUCACGUAAUGUAGGGACUUUAACCAUUUAAAUCAUGGUUUGACCUUUGAUCUCCACAUCUCUGUCCCCAGUGUGAACCAGGCCCUAGUUUCUUUUACUGUCUUAGCUAAAUAAUGAAUUGUAGUUUUAGUGGAAGCAGAGCUGUGUUUCUGCACAUUUUUGUUUUAUGUUUAAACUGUAUUUUUCACAGUGAAAUGUUUUAUUGUGAAUCUACUGCAGACAGUAGAAACGGUGCUACAGACUCAAGGUUUGUUUCUGUUUUUAAUAAAUGAUGAUGUAGAACUCUGUUAGAAUCAUGUUUAAAUGUGUUUUAA